Temnothorax curvispinosus is the source of this 2691-nucleotide messenger RNA. RefSeq lists its product as uncharacterized. The transcript is spliced from 3 exons. NCBI's taxonomy places the organism in Eukaryota, Metazoa, Arthropoda, Insecta, Hymenoptera, Formicidae. The record is from RefSeq and is a predicted model, not a curated record. Gene Ontology annotation, molecular function: DNA helicase activity. The annotation marks the transcript as partial. Gene Ontology annotation, biological process: telomere maintenance; DNA repair.
AUGGCUUCCAUGGGUGCCCCGGGCAAUAGAAAUCCAUUGGAUGUUGUGAACAAUGCUCCUUAUUGCUUGAAGAUUCAUGGGCAAUAUCAUCAUUUGACCACAACGGCAAUGCGCCCAGCGGAUGGGCAAGCUCCGCGUUUUGCGCAGCUUUAUUUUUUAGAUACAGAAGAAGCUAUUAAUCAUAGAAUGAAUAAUAAAGCUAAUCAAAAGUGUGAUCCAGUCUUAAUGAAAGAUUUGUCCUGCUUUAUGAUCCAAAGCAAUGAAUUUGCAAAAACUUUUAAGAUGAUGCGUCAAGUUGAACAAGAUCUUAAUCCGAGAGAACUUUAUUCGGGAUUAAUGGAUCACCUAGAUAAUCGAGCACAAAAUGAAGGAAUUAAAGCUGGUAUACCUGUAAUAUUACCAUCUUCAUUUAUGGGCAGUCCAAGAAAUAUGCAAGAUAGAUAUCAAGAUGCCAUGUCUCUGGUUAGAAAGUUUGCUUAUGCAGGUGUGAUUGAAUUUCAAAAAAGAGGACUUCCACAUUUGCAUUUACUUGCAAUGUUGAGUGAUGAAGAUAAGCCCAGACUUCAAGAAGUCAUUGACAUGAUGGUAUGGGCUGAAAUUCCUGACAAAGAAAGAUAUCCAGAACUUAAUGUAAAAGUUUUGAGGCACAUGAUUCAUGGUCCUUGUGGAGAUCACUCUCAGAGAUAUCCUUGCACUGGGGAUGAUGGAAAAUGUUCAAAAGGUUUUCCAAAAGAGUUUCGUGAAGAAACUAAUGCUAAUGUAAAUGGAUAUCCUAUGUAUCAACGAAGGAAUUUUAAGAAAAAAUACAUCGUCAGAGGAAAAGAAAUUGAUAAUCGAUGGGUAGUACCAUAUUCACCAUAUUUAAUUAUGAAAUAUGAUCGACAUAUCAAUUUGGAAAUAUGUUCAUCAGUGAAGAGCGUAAAAUACUUAUAUAAAUAUAUUCAUAAAGGAUUUGAUUGUGCUGCAAUUGAAGUACAAGCACAAGAUGGCACAAGGUUAAUUAAAAUAGAUGAAGUUAAUUCAUACCUGGAUGCAAGAUAUGUUAGUGCUCCAGAAGCAAUGUGGAGACUGAACGGAUAUGAUCUGUUCAUGAAGUCUCACACAGUAAUAAGACUGGCAGUUCAUUUGCCUAAUCGCCAAAUGGUUUAUUUCCGAGCGGGAAAUGAAGAACAAGCUGCUCAAAGAGAGCUAACUCGAGAUACCACGUUGACUGCAUGGUUUAAAUUAAAUCAAUCUGAUGAAAAUGCGGUGCAUUUUCUUUACACAGAUAUUCCUUAUCAUUAUAUCUAUGAUAAAAAAGAAACUAAGUGGAAGCCACGCAAAAAGGGUGGUGAUAAAAUAAUUUCAAGACUUUAUACAGUAAGUAUAAAAGAUAUUGAGAGAUUUUAUCUCCGUCUUCUUCUACUUCAUGUAGUUGGAGCUAAAUGUUUUGAAGAUUUGAGAACUGUAAAUGGAGUUCUUUAUAAAACGUUUAAGGAUGCAGCAAUUGCAAAAAAUUUGGUAGAAGCUGAUGAUCUUUGGGAAAAAACGCUGGAAGAAGCAACAGAUUCCAAAAUGCCCGUACAACUUCGAGAGCUAUUUGCCUACAUUUGCAUCUAUGGAACUCCAACAGAUGUACUAACUCUUUGGAAUAAAUAUAAAGAUCACAUGAUUGAGGACUUUGUACACAACAAUGUUGUCAAUCCUGAAAAUAUGGCUUUAAACCAUAUACAAGAAAUUCUGAAAAAUAAUGGAAGUAGCUGUGAGAACUUCCAAUUGCCAAAUCCAAUUCCAGUGAAUAUUUACGUCACAGAAUAUAAUGUAGAUGAAGAAAGAAGACGUGGUGACUAUUUAUUAUCAACAUUAAAUGUUGAACAAAGAUACGUGUACGAUAUAGUUAUGCGAGCGAUUGACAAUGAGAAUGAACCUCAGCGGUUAUUUUAUAUUGACGGGUUUGCAGGAAGUGGAAAAACCUAUCUAUUUAACACAUUUCUGAGUGUUAUUCGAGGAAAAAAUGAAAUGGUUAUUCCAUGUGCUUCAACUGGCAUUGCAGCCACACUUCUAAAAGGAGGAAAAAUUUAUCAUUCCCUGUUCAAACUUUCAAUACCAAUUGAUGAUGGAGCUAAAUCUAAUAUAAGAGGAAACUCUCAAGCUGCACGAGAACUGAUCUCUGCUAAACUCAUUAUAUGGGAUGAGGUGAGCAUGACGGUUGGGCAUGCCUUAACAGCAGUUGAUAAACUCUUCAAGGAUCUAAUGAAGAAUCCUAGACCAUUUGGAGGAAAAGUUAUUUUAUUUGCAGGAGAUUUCAGACAAAAUCUCCCAGUAGUACCUCAUGCACAUAAAGCAGCCAUAAUUGAGUCAACUGUCAAAUACAAUCCUAUAUGGAGAAAUGUAACUCAGGUUAAAUUACAGCAAAAUAUGAGAACUGCGGAUGAAAAGGAAUUUGCAAAUUGGCUAAUGCAAUUAGGAGAUGGUAAAUUGUCAAGUACAGAUGGAUUACAUCUUGAUACAAUUGAAAUCCCCCAGGAUUUUAUAUCAAAAGAAUCUAUUAUUACUGAGAUUUUUGGUGAUAGAAUCACCAUGGAACAGAUUAGAGAAAAUCCAGAUCGAGCGAUUCUUUGUCCUAAAAAUGAAGAUACUUUCAAAAUUAAUGACGAAAUCCUUCGUUUAAUGGAAGGAGAAGAAAAGGAAUAUCUAUCAAUUAACUCUAUU